Parnassius apollo (apollo) is the source of this 309-nucleotide messenger RNA. NCBI's taxonomy places the organism in Eukaryota, Metazoa, Arthropoda, Insecta, Lepidoptera, Papilionidae. The record is from the annotation of a GenBank genome assembly.
AUGUACCUGUCUUUGAAAAUAUCAUUCAUUUCGAUAUUAGCUUGUAUUGUACUAAAUUUAAACGUUCUUGGGAAUAAUGAUGAUGAUUCUAAGGUGAAAAAUGCCUUCAUCGCCAGUAAUGUUGUACCCGACGUCAUCUCGGCGCCACCAUUCCGUUACAUAAGUAUUAAGUAUCCGAGUGGCGUAGAAGUUGACCUUGGUAAUAAACUUGCGUCGAUUGAAGUUCGGAAUAAACCGACUGUGAAAUGGGAAGCCGACCGGAAUACUUUCUACACUUUAGCUCUCGUUGGUGAGUACUUAACUACGUAA